Molecule: messenger RNA, 2220 nt
Organism: Schizosaccharomyces cryophilus OY26
Lineage: Eukaryota; Fungi; Ascomycota; Schizosaccharomycetes; Schizosaccharomycetales; Schizosaccharomycetaceae
Product: dolichol-P-Man dependent alpha(1-3) mannosyltransferase Alg3
Exons: 1
Coding region: 528-1760 (410 amino acids)
Cellular component (GO): endoplasmic reticulum
Molecular function (GO): dol-P-Man:Man(5)GlcNAc(2)-PP-Dol alpha-1,3-mannosyltransferase activity
Source: RefSeq, a predicted model, not a curated record
UUUUUUCAAAAGAAUUGCCAUAAGAAAAGUUUGCUUGGUAUAUAAGUAGUAGACAUAGUUCACUUUGUAAAGUAAGAAAGAAAUGCGGAAUCAGGAACUUUGUCUUAUGAUAAGAAUGCUUCUUUUCAUGUAGCAACGUUCAGUGCAAAUAUCCCAUUUCCUUGGAAGAGCAUUUCUACCUUCGCUACUUCAUUAUGACCGUAUGAAAACAUUUGAGAACCAUAAUCUGACUGUCUUUGUAUUUUCUUUGCUCAUCUCAUGAAUAUUUUUCUGGAAAAUAAUACUUAUUUGUUUUUAUUAAAUCUCGUUUCAAGUUUUUGUUGGUAUUUUUACUUUUUUUUUUUUUCGUUGAGUUUAUUUACGUUUCUUUGGGUCUUUAACAGCCAGUAGUUUAAGCUGGUUCUCAUUAUUUGUACGUAAAUUAGUGAAUGAAAACGACUUGUGAAAUAAAAAACUGUUCAUUCUGUUUCACUUGUUUUUGUCCAUUUCAGUCAUAGACAGCCCUUCCCUUUUUCAUUUGUCCUACCAUGCUCGUCCCCUCACCCAUUCGAACGGGUCUAAACCGGUUUGAUCCUAUUCUCUUAAUCCUUCGCUUUCUUUCGUCACGAUGGUUCCAGCCCAACCGCAUCCUAUGGCUCGAAAUUCCCUUUGUCAUACUCAUUAUUUCCAAUGUCCCCUAUACAGAAAUCGACUGGAUUGCUUACAUGGAGCAAAUCAGUGGCUUCCUGUCUGGUGAACGAGACUACCGGAUGCUAUAUGGCUCUACCGGCCCUCUCGUAUAUCCAGGUGGUCAUGUUUUACUGUAUACGUUGCUAUAUUUCAUGACAGAUCGCGGUACCAAUAUCACCAAAGCUCAAUACAUAUUCGCUUUUGUCUACUGGUCUGCUAGUUUUGUUGUUGGCUGUAUCUUCAGAACCGUCCACGCUCCCCUAUAUCUUUAUGGGCUGCUGAUCUUGUCCAAACGUCUUCACAGUAUUUUCAUCUUGAGACUCUUUAAUGACAGUUUCAAUAGCCUUUUUGCUUCUUUGUUCAUUUUUUUUGCUUGCAAAAAAAAGUGGAAGGUCUCUUCCAUUUUUUUGAGCAUUGCUUGUUCCAUUAAGAUGUCGUCGCUCCUUUUUCUUCCAGCUUAUUUAGUUGUGCUCCUGCAAGCUGUUGGACCAAAAAAGACUUGGCUCAACAUUUUCACGUUUCUCUUCGUUCAAGCUCUUUUCUCAGUUCCCUUUUCUGGUUUUUUCUGGAGCUACUUGUCUCAAGCCUUCGACUUUGGUAGAGUCUUUGAUUAUAAAUGGACAGUGAACUGGCGGUUUCUUCCAAAAUCUAUCUUUUAUUCUCCUCUUUUUUCUCUAACUGUCCUAUCCUUUCAUGUUCUUCUCCUGACUACCUUUGCUAUCAAGAAAUGGAACUACCCAUCGAAAGCUUCUCCUCUUCAAAUGGUGAGGUCCAUGUUGACCCUUCAGCCACUUCCAUCAGUAGCUCCCAUUUCUGUUAAUUUUAUUUUAACAACCUUGACCACUAGCAACCUCAUUGGUAUCCUUUGUGCUCGCUCACUGCAUUAUCAGUUUUACGCUUGGUUUGCUUGGUAUGUUCCCUACAUGCUUUAUCAAGCCAAGCUUUCCAUGCUACAAACAUUGCUCUUAUGGGGACUUCAAGAGUAUGCUUGGAAUGUCUUUCCAAGCACCACUAUUUCUUCCAUCACUGCUGUUUCUAUCCCAGCUAUUAUUAUUUACAGACUGCUGACGAGGAACCCUAAGCGACCGUAAAUUUCAUCUCCAAGCUUUCUAUUAAAAAAAAAAAAGACGUGUAUCUUCAGCAGCUAACCUACUACUUAUCAACAUAGCUGAUCUACUAUUUUACCGUUCGUCUAAACAAAAAUGUCCUUUUUAAUAUUUUAUUAAUUCAUUAAUAUACAUAAUCUUGAGCAAAGGAAAAGCAUCGUCAUAAUUAUGAAUUUUCUCGUCAAAGAAACUUCUCAGGGGAUUGACAGAUUGUUAAAAUUUCAUUAUUUAAUCAUUCGAAGAUUUCCUUUGUUUACAAUACACUGACUGGUAAUAAAUCCUUACAAAAUUUCCUGAUAUUUGAAUCAACAUCUAAAGAAUUAGUACCGGUCAAAGCAUCGUUUUCGUUUUUGUCUAUUAGGUAUAUGGGAAAAGUCUGAAAAAUAUAUACUCAUUUAUAUUUACCAUCAAAACAAGUCACAGUUGUUUCAUUGCAAGUCAUUAU